AUGUUACUUUUGUUGUCGUUUAUCUUAUUGUUUAUCUUCUCUGUUAUUAAUCAUUCCAUCUAUUGCCUCUUUGCAGUAUGGUCGCAGCCGGGAGUGUUCGUUCCUCCCCCAGACGACUAUGACUACGAAUACAGCUACGACUAUGAAGAAAACGCCAACGCCUCUGAUGUGACUGGACUGAACGACACCAGCAGCAGCCUUAAGGUCAUCCGUCUUCUCCGGAACCAGACCAAAGGCUCGGGGGAGAAUGUGAGGCUCAAGUGUGAGUUUACAGGCGAUCCUCCCCCAUCUCGCUUCAAGUGGUACAAGAAUGAGGCGCCCGUGAUCGAGGAGAAGGGUCGUGUCAACAUCAGGAAGUACAAGCUGAAGGCCGACGGAGUCCCGAUCUACGGCACCAAGCUGACCAUCAAGGACUUGGAGAUCCACGACAAGGGCUUCUACAGAUGCGAGGCGAGCAAUGGCGACGAGAAGGUUGAGUCCACGGGCAUCCUUAUCGUCAAGCUGGAAAUGUGGCGACGCGUGCCAGACACCGCUGAAAGCGAAGCCUUCAUCCCCCUUCUUGAAGAUCUCGGCGUGCACUUCCAGAACCUGCCAGGAGGAAAAUUGCCCGAUGGCAUUCCAGGUGUACCAGGUGCUAUCAGCCCCAACAGUCCUGGUGGGCAUGGAGGGCAUCCCAGUGGCAUCCCUGAGUCAGGGGUGGACACCAAAAAUGUACAAGGGUACUGCCAGGUAUACAGGGGAGCCACCUGUAGUGGCUUCAUUGGCAACCAUUCCAUUUACAUCUACUCCCCUCAUCACCUGGCUGACAUGGAGAAGCGCCUUACAAGUGCAAUCACAGUCAUCAGUCACUCAAAUGACCUCUCUGCUAAGUGUGAAGAUUAUGCAAUCAAGUCUCUGUGCUAUGCUGCUCUUCCUCUGUGUGAUGAAAACUCUCCUGACCCACAACCCCGGCAGCUUUGUAGAGAAGAGUGCGAAAUUCUGGUGAAUGAUGUGUGCAGAAUGGAGUAUGUCAUUGCCAAGCAACACCAGCUCAUUGGCAGACAGCUGCCAAUCCCAGAUUGUGACGACCUCUCCCCAAUCAUCUCCCCUGAGCACAUGUCUUGUAUUCGUUUGGGAGUCCAGAGUGAACCUCUGGUUGAAGAUGAAAAGUGCUAUGUAGGAAAUGGUGAGUCCUAUCGUGGCACCGAGAGUCGCACUCUUUCUGACCGGAUAUGUGAACCCUGGAGUGAGAACCAACUGUACAUGCGUACAGCAGACUAUCCGGAGCUGAUUGGUGGACACAACUUCUGCCGGAACCCUGGUGGCUCUGAGGUUCAGCCUUGGUGUUUUGUGACAACUGAACACUCUGUUACUAAGGAAGCAUGUGUUGUUCCUGUGUGUAGUAACAAUACUGUGGUGUACAUCACAAUUGCUUGUAUACUUGGAGCUGUCAUUUUGGUGACAGUUGUUGGAUAUAUAUGUUUCAAACGGAAGACAAAGUUUCCAAAGCAACCAUCACCCAAAGCUAAAACAGUGGAACUGAAUGCCCUACUGCCCAAGCAACAACAGCUUCGAGCCAGAGAAUUUCCACUGGCUAAUGUGCGAUUCAUGCAAGAGCUUGGUGAAGGAGCCUUUGGCAAGGUUUACAAAGGAGAACUUCAAGGUGUAAGUCCUGAUGGCAGCUCAGUGCUAGUUGCCAUAAAGACUCUUAAGGAAAAUGCUACAGCCAAGACCCGUCAGGACUUCCACAGGGAAGUGGAGUUGAUGACUGACCUACGCCACCCCAACAUUGUGUGCCUGCUGGGUGUGGUGAUGAAGGAGGAACCAAUGUGCAUGCUGUUUGAACAUAUGUCACAGGGUGAUCUACAUGAGUUUUUGAUUGCUCACUCUCCAAGGUCAGAUGUCUCAGCAUGUAGUGAUGAUGGCAUGUCUCAAGUUGUUCUGGAACAGCCCGACAUGCUGGCAAUUGCUACUCAAAUAGCCGCAGGUAUGGAGUACUUGGCCAGCCAUCACUAUGUGCAUCGUGACCUUGCCUCCCGGAACUGUCUGGUGGGUGAGAAACUGACAGUGAAAAUUUCAGACUUUGGACUAUCACGGGACAUCUAUUCCUCAGAUUAUUACAGAGUCCAGAGCAAGAGCCUUCUUCCAGUGCGGUGGAUGCCUCCAGAGUCCAUAUUGUAUGGAAAAUUCACUACAGAGUCAGAUGUGUGGAGCUUUGGAGUGGUGCUGUGGGAAAUAUUUAGUUAUGGCUUACAGCCAUAUUAUGGUUACAAUAACCAGGAGGUCAUAGAUAUGAUUCGUUCUCGCCACCUUCUGCCAUGCCCUGAGGACUGCCCCCCUCGCAUCUAUGCCCUCAUGGUGGAAUGUUGGCAUGAAACACCUAAUAGGAGACCAACCUUCAGGGAGAUUCAUGGUCGCUUGAGGUCCUGGCAGGGUUUAGAUAAUGGGGGGCUGGCUGGUACUUUGAGUGGCAGUGUGUCAGGCCACUCAGGCUCACAGCACUCCAGCACUGGCCCCUCUAACAAUACUGGCUCUACCAAUCUCUCCUCAAACACUCACCCUCCACACCUCCAGCGCCCCUUCCAUCCAGGGGCCCACUAUCCUCCCCCAGGACCCCCUCAUUCCCCAGCAUACUCAACCCCAUAUCAACCAGCUCCCCCGCCAGGGAUGAUCCCAGGGCUAUACCCGCGCCUCAAUGCUCCUGUGGGACACCAGCAGCCUGUGUACCUGGCACAGAGAAGUAAUGUGCUGGGUGGCUCUCCUGUCACAGUCAGAGUCGCUCAGCCACAGUCAGUAAAUGUAGGAACUGAAACUCAGCUGGCCAAUCUUUGAAAGGACAUUUUUCUUUGGAAGUUGGAUUAUGGUCCAAAGGAAUCUGUGAGUAGAUAAAUGUGAAUCUCAACAUAUUUUUUGGUGUUAAAUUUAUUGUUGAGAAUCAUACAGUGCACCUGAUACAACAUUUAAGUGCUUAAUUAAAGCAAAUGACACUGACUCCUCAAGAAAAUGCAAUAAAAUAAUUUCCUGAGUGUUUCAUAGAUUUAGAUACUUAUACGUACAUAUAUCUAUAAACUUCAAGCCACACUAUAUCUGAAUACAGGUGUCUGUUUAGUCUGUACAGUGGAAAAGUGUUUGCAUGAAGAAACUAACACUGAUUAUAAGAAAAAAAUUGAACCUGAGAUCCUCAAGAGAUUUUGUGUCAUACACUAUUUCUGUCUCUGUAAAGAACUGUAAACCUGUAUUUGAAAAAUGAAAGUUGUGUUUUGUGCAAGGUAGAUAUGAUUUUAUCAUGUACAGGAAUCAAACACAGCUUGAAAAAAUGUGGUUCCAUUCAUGUUUCUGCCUUGAAUUUUUUAUUUAUUUAUUUAUUUUUUUUUUCAGAUAAAAGUUACUAAUCAGGAAUGAUGUUGAAAUAUUAAAAAAGAAAACUAUAAGAUGCAUUUAGUAUGUUUUCUUGAUCCAGUCGAUGUAUGAUAAGAGUCAGUUACAUGAUACAAAUUGGAAGUCUCAAAGAGGUCACUGAUGAUAUUUUUAUGUAAUUACGUAACUGUGAAGAGCUUUAUGAGAUAAAAUAUUUUUUAUGCUAUGCUGCAAUGCACUUAUGCUUUAUACUUUAUUGUCAUAAAUUAACUAAGUCAAGAAUUUUGCUAAUACAUGCAGUAAGCUUUGAUGUGAUACUUUAUUCUCUCUCUCUCUCUCUCUCUCUCUCUCUCUCUCUCUCUCUCUCUCUCUCUCUCUCUCUCUCUCUCUCUCUCUCUCUCUCUCUCUCUCUCUCUCUCUCUCUCUCUCUCUCUCUCUCUCUCCAGCUUCCUUUUCAAAAGAAAGUAUGUAGUUUACUUUUGUGCCUGGUGAAAUAAUAACCAGCAUAGAUAUCUACAGUUUGUAUUAGUAUAUAAUCUCAACAUUGACCUCUUAGCACAACUGCAUAUAUUUUAUGAAACGCUUCUGAGCAAGAGUUAUUGUGAAAUAGUCAUGGAAUUACUGGUCAGCUAAUUGCAGCAAAAUGUGUUAGGUGUUUAUUUGUCAUAAGCAAGUACAUGUGAAUCAUUCUUGACAUGUCAGACCAGGAAGGUGGUUCCAUACUAAUCCCACAAAGAUCACAGCAUACCACAUUGGCAAAAUACAUCAGUAGUGAGAUACCUUUUCAAAUGGUUUUCUCUUUUAAAACUGUUUGAAAGUUCAUGAGUUUCAUAAUCAUUCACUACAGCGCAUAUUAUCAGAUACCCAUAGUUAUGUAGUAAAAACCUAUUUGUAAAUUGUGGAAAAAAGAGAUUUUAAGAUGUAUAAUCAGUCAUGUGUGUCAUCUGACUGGUCUUAAGAAUUUUAUCAUGAUAUUAAGAAAGUGUAAAUAGGUCUGUAGAUUAUGCUAUUUAUAAUCAUAACAAAUCCUUUUUAAGAUUACCACAACUGAGUCUUUUGUACAUGCAAGCAAGUGGUAAAGAUACAGGAGAUAGAGUUUUAUUCUCCCAGUGUGAUAUUGUGUUUUGUGUGUGAUUGUUUGGACUUUUAAAAAAUGUGGCAUUCUGUUUUGCUAGGUACUUGGUUACAUCUUAUGACAGUGGCUGUGCUUGUGGACUUGUGGAAUAUUCUUAUGUAAUAUCUACAAGCUGAAAUUAAACAUGGUACCUUGUCCA
Scylla paramamosain (green mud crab) is the source of this 4610-nucleotide messenger RNA. Its product is annotated as tyrosine-protein kinase transmembrane receptor Ror-like. The record is from RefSeq and is a predicted model, not a curated record. Gene Ontology annotation, molecular function: transmembrane receptor protein tyrosine kinase activity; ATP binding; Wnt-protein binding. The coding region runs from base 1 to 2811 and encodes 936 amino acids. The transcript is spliced from 16 exons. Gene Ontology annotation, biological process: multicellular organism development; protein phosphorylation; positive regulation of phosphatidylinositol 3-kinase/protein kinase B signal transduction. Gene Ontology annotation, cellular component: signaling receptor complex; plasma membrane. Lineage: Eukaryota; Metazoa; Arthropoda; Malacostraca; Decapoda; Portunidae.